UCCUGUUCGUACAAGUUAACAAGAUGUAAUAUAAUACGGUACGUAUUUCCCGUGUUAUUAAGGAUUUGUUUAUAUUUGUGUACACGACUUGGUCGAACAUAUUAAUUAUUCGGCAAAUAAUUUGAAACACUUACAUUAAACUGUACAUGACCAGUAUAUCAUGUCGGGUGAAUAGGGUUUUAUGAAAUCUAACCUAAUUAGUUCUAAUAAAACUUUAUUUUCAUUUCUCUAGAAUGUUCAGCUACCGAAACUCCCCGUGCCGGAUCUCCAGGCGACUCUAGACUCUUACUUAGACUUCGCGUCAGUGAUCGUUGGUCCGCAACAGCUGGACACUACCAAGGCGCUGGUGCGCAGCUUUUCGGAGGAACUCGGCCCGCGGCUGCAGGAGGUGCUGCAGGAUAGGCAAGAUAAGAUGGACAAUUGGAUAACCGAUUGGUGGUUGGAUGACAUGUACCUAAAGGUCCGCCUGCCUCUGCCGAUCAAUUCCAAUCCUGGUAUGGUGUUUCCGAAACGGCACUUCGCAAAAAUGGAGGAGGUAGCAGAUCUUGGCGCGCUGUUCAUCGACGACCUGCUCGAUUAUAAAGAGAUGUUGGACAGAGGAGAGCUUCCGCUGGAACGAGCGACUAGCCGCGAGAAAGGUCAGCCUUUAUGCAUGGAGCAGUUCUACCGUCUGCUGGGUGUGUGCCGCGUUCCAGGCGUGGGCAAAGAUCGCUUGGAACUGCCAGCGAUGGCCGAGAGGGAAAAUGAGGAGCUCGUUGUAGUCGCUUGCAAAAACUAUUUCUAUCCGAUUCCCGUGAAAGCCGCAGACCGCGGGCGUUUAACUGCUGGUGAGAUUCAAGCCCAGCUAUUGCACGCUAUGGUGGAUGCGGCAGGGGCUCCGUUGGCUCCGAAAGUCGGCCUGCUCACCGGUAUGAACAGAGACCAGUGGGCACGAGCCAGGGAACAGCUCGCUAAAG
Molecule: messenger RNA, 956 nt
Organism: Hyposmocoma kahamanoa
Lineage: Eukaryota; Metazoa; Arthropoda; Insecta; Lepidoptera; Cosmopterigidae
Product: choline O-acetyltransferase-like
Exons: 4
Biological process (GO): acetylcholine biosynthetic process; neuromuscular synaptic transmission
Cellular component (GO): cytoplasm; neuron projection
Molecular function (GO): choline O-acetyltransferase activity
Source: RefSeq, a predicted model, not a curated record